UAAAGUCGAUAGCAUCGUUACGAGAGGUGGUCGAUAACCGAUCGUGCAUCGUUCUUUUCGAAACGAGAAAUUGAAGUUCGAUAUCUGUAAAAUAAUUCGUCAAACUGCUGCUUUGAGAUAUCGGAGUAUUCGCGGUAAAUUUGUUAUUCCUUCAUAACCAUGUUGAGCGGAUGAUACGUGAAAAGGAUUAUGCAUCUUUACAAACAGUUGUAUUUUAAAUUAUGCAACGGGGAUCUUCCAUUUUGACGAGAAGAAACGCUAUGAGAUAUUACUGUUGCGAGAAAUAUCGUAUAUGUAUAUUUUAAUAAGUGGAGAAUAAAACGUGCCGGUACUUAUGUAUUUUCGUGUGCAAUUAUGGAAAGUAAACCGAUAACAUUGUCUAACAACGGAAAAUCAGCGACGACAGAUGACUCGAAAAGUGAAAUGCAAAUGGUACUAGCCAAAAUGAUGGAAGAAAAGUAUACUUACACUUAUAAAAAAUUAGUAGUACCUAUGUCAAUGAGAAGUAUUUACUGGAAAUUUUUCGGAUUUCCAGCUACAGACGAUGGAGAUAUUCUCACUAAAGUAAAGAUCGUUUGCAUAUUAUGUAAAACUCAAAUUGCAUAUAAUCGUAACACCAGUAAUUUGCGUAUGCAUUUACAAAAUAAACAUGCUCAAGAACUUUUAGAACUAGAAGCUACUAAUCCGCCACGCAGACAAGUACUUUCUCAGGAAACAAAAGAGAGAAGAGCACAGAAGAAAUUAUUAAAAGCAGGUUUAACUUCGGCCCAGCAUAUUUACACUACCAAUGCGGAUGGUACUGUCCAAAUAGAUGGGGAUAUUCAAUUCGUGACUGAUCCAAAUGUAAGUUUAUCCAACAUCGAGGACGAUAUAGCAAUUGGUCAACCUUUGCGAGUUAUGAUUAAAAGUGGUUCUAACAUUGGGAACAACAGUCAAAAUGUGGCUUUUCUUAUGCCGGAAGAUAAUUCUAUUAAUCAGUCGAGUAUCGAUGGGAAGACUGUAUCAGACGCUAUAGCUGAAUUUAUUAUCAUGGACUUACAACUGCCAGAAGUGGUAGAAGGACGUGGUUUUCAAAGACUAGUUGCAACGUUGCGUUCGCCCUGUGAAAUCCCUAGUAAAAAUAAAUUAGAAGAAGAAAUAAUACCAAAGAUUUAUGAUACCUUCCGUGAAUCAGUAGCCACAACUCUAUCUUGUAUAACAAGUGAAGUAGGUUUGACUAUUGAGGAGUGGAGAUCUAAUUCCGACGAACGAUUUGUUACUGUUUCUGUGUAUUAUCAAAACUCUGGUGAACCAGUGUUAGAAUGUAAAGUGUUAAGUACUAUUCAUGCUCCUUUAGAUUGGGAGGAAUCUCAGUGGGGUAAUGCGAUAGAUUCUUUAUUACUUGAUUGGGAUCUGAAAAUAGAAAGGAUAACUGCGGUAGUAGUAGCCACAUCCAGGACAGAAUUAUUGAAUGCUUUGACAAAUCGAGGAUUAACAUUAGUUCCUUGUUUACUUUAUACCUUACAAGUGUGUGCUCAAGCUUGUUUCGAAAGCCCGGAAGUUGCUACCAUACUAGCAAAAUGUAGGGCAGCCAUUGGAGCUAUUAUAAGUCAUCCAGCUGCAUCUGCGGCGUUAACUAUGCAGGAACAAUUAUUGGAAUUGGAUGAAAAUGCUAUGUUAAUGGAUUAUCCACCUAUAUGGACAUCAACGUACAACAUGCUCGAGCAAAUGGUUCUUCGUCGUAAUAUUGUAACGUCAAUUUUAGAAAGCAUGGAAGGUAUUGAUCAAGAGGUAGUUGAUUUGACAAAUGAUCAAUGGAAGAUCGUAGAGGAUCUUGUGAACGUGCUUGAACCAUUUAAAGUUACUAUUAUGACGCUUAGCGAGGAAAAGAUACCGUUAAUAUCCUUAUUAAAACCACUACUCUGGCAGCUUGUAUCCUCUCAUCUCAAAAUAAAAGAGAGUGAUAGCGAAAAAGCAAAGGCUUUCAAAGAAUCUUUAUCUGAUAUGCUUUGUGACAGAUAUGCAGAUUAUAACGUUACUCUUUUACUUCAAAUUGCGACUACCCUAGAUCCAAGGUUUAAGCAAUUACCAUAUGCUACUGAAGAAGAUAAAAAUUCAGUAGCGACUGACAUAAAAGAAAUGUUGACAAAGCUAAUACAAGAGGAAUCUGGUGAUAAUAUAAAUAUGAAAGUAGAAGAGGAGCCUCUGGCUAAGAAAAGUCGUGUAUCAGGCAUGGAAUUCUUGCUUGGAGGAUUAUGUUCGAUGAAAAGUGGAAUGCCUGCAGAAGAAAAGGCAGAUCUUGAACUUGUACAGUAUCAUUCAGAGUCUACCGCACCACUUGACUACUGCCCUCUUCAAUGGUGGGCAAAAAUUUCUGCAAAAUGCCCAAAUUUGGGCAAAUUGGCUUGUAAAUACAAUUGCGUACCUGCAUGUUGCGCACCACCCUGUAGAAUUCCGGCAGAAGUGCAAGUUUUAUACGACGCAAGGCGAACGGCCUUACCUCCUCAUUUAAUAGAUAAGUUACUCUUCCUUCAUGGUAAUCAUACCGUAUGAAGAAAAUAUUAAGUUUCACUGAACUAUAAUGUUGAUAGGUUCUACGUAAUUUAAGUUUAAAGUGAGGCUCCUAGGCAAAUUUAAAUGAAAUAAUAAGCAGAACUACAAGUCGCUAAUUUAAAUUAAUUUUAUUUAUAUAAUAUAAUACCCUCCUAGGAUAGAUUAAAGAGUUUUCAGAAUCGCAGUAACAAUAACAAGCGACAACUUCUACCGGCGAUUUCUCAAAUUUUUCAAUCUCGCCUUGUAUUAUGAUAUAUAUUUUAUUUUUACUUUUAUUGAACUAUUAGAAUCCUAUAAUAUUCUAAAAGUCAAAUUUAAAAUUGAUGGAUGUAUAAACAUAUUUGUUAAAUGUUUUACGAAAAAGAAAUACGUUUAUGUUCACGAAAAUAUAACAAACUUCAUAUUUAGAAAUUGCCACGCUUGUAUCUCAAGUGUAAAAACAAUUUGAAUUGAGAACAUUAGAGCGUCAUUAUGAUUUAAUGAAAUCUGUCUUUCUUUUAUUACACAAAUGAGCCUACCAUAAUAGGGCAUUGUUAAUUCCAGAAAAGAUUUAACUAUCAAAAGAAUUUUAUACAAGAUUGAAAAAUUGGGAGAUAACAAAAGUUAAGUAAGUCUCAUUUAUAGAAAUUGAUAAGAGAUAAUAGUUUUCCAUUUGCAACAGGUACGAUGUAUUAAUCUUUAUAAAAAUUCUUAAAUGUUAUAAAACAUCGAAAAUAAAACUUUGAUGCUGUAAAUAUUUCAUAAAGAUACGAAAUUAAAUUUUUUUACAUAAUUGUAUUUUUUACAAGGAAAUACUGUUAUUACUUAACUUAGAAUUGAAAAUGCAUGCUUGAAGUGAUUAAUAAAUAAUUUAUAACGAAUUUACUUUUGUAUAUUAAAGAUGUUAUGCUAAGUUAUAUUGCAAAUUUUCUAAAAUUUUAUAAAAAUUCUCUUCGCAAUUUCUUUCUAUUAAUAAUAAUAAUGAUGAUGGGAAUGAUCAUCUUAACGAAUUAAUAAAUCAUUUGAUCAUUUUCAACUUCUACCUUUGUCAUUAAUAGAUGAGAAUUUCAAAAGAUGUAUUCUUGUGAUAUUAAUUUAUAUUUUAGAAAUACUAAGGCAGUACAAACUUAACA
This is a messenger RNA of Bombus pyrosoma, 3644 nucleotides long. Its product is annotated as E3 SUMO-protein ligase ZBED1-like. The transcript has 4 exons. Gene Ontology annotation, molecular function: DNA binding; protein dimerization activity. Bases 355 to 2532 code for a protein of 725 amino acids. Lineage: Eukaryota; Metazoa; Arthropoda; Insecta; Hymenoptera; Apidae. The record is from RefSeq and is a predicted model, not a curated record.